Messenger RNA from Rattus norvegicus (Norway rat), 1901 nucleotides. The record is from RefSeq and is a predicted model, not a curated record. NCBI's taxonomy places the organism in Eukaryota, Metazoa, Chordata, Mammalia, Rodentia, Muridae.
GAAAGACAUGACACGCAAGACAGAGGAUUCUUUACAGGUUUUUUAAUAGACCAGGAUGGGGAAACACAACGUUACAGUGGUGACUGAAUUUGUCCUGAUGGGCAUCACUGACCAACCUGAGCUUCAAGCCCCAUUGUUUGGACUGUUCCUCAUCAUCUAUCUGAUCUCACUGAUGGGAAACUUGGGCAUGAUCAUCCUCACCACUGUGGACUCCAGGCUGCAAACUCCUAUGUACUUUUUCCUCAAACAUCUGGCUAUUACAGAUCUUGGUUAUUCUACAUCUGUGGGACCCAAAAUGUUAGUAAAUUUUGUUGUGAACCAAAAUACAAUAUCAUUUAAACUUUGUGCCACACAGCUUUCUUUCUUUCUUGUGUUCAUUGUUAGUGAGCUUUUUAUUCUGUCUGCAAUGUCCUAUGACCGAUACGUGGCCAUCUGUAAGCCUUUGCUCUACACUGUCAUCAUGUCACAAAGGUUAUGUUGGGUACUAGUGGCAAUUCCUUAUCUCUAUUGUACAUUUGUUUCUCUUCUAGUCACAAUUAAGAUUUUCACUUUGUCUUUCUGUGGCUACAAUGUCAUCAGUCAUUUCUACUGUGACAGUCUCCCCUUGUUACCUCUGUUGUGUUCAGAUACACAUGAAGUUGAACUGAUAAUUCUAAUCUUGGCAGCCUUUGAUUUGAUUUCUUCUCUUCUUGUUGUCCUUGUGUCUUACUUGCUCAUCCUUAUAGCUAUUCUGAGGAUGAACUCUGCUGAGGGUAGGCGGAAGGCUUUCUCCACCUGUGGGUCCCACCUGACAGUAGUCAUUGUCUUCUAUGGGACUUUGAUAUUCAUGUAUGUCCAGCCUAAUUCUAGUCACUCCUUUGAAAGUGAAAAAGUGGCUUCCGUAUUCUAUACCCUGGUGAUCCCCAUGUUGAAUCCUUUGAUCUACAGUUUAAGAAACAAAGAUGUAAAAUUUGCUCUGAAAAGGACAUUGAAUAAUUUGUGUAAAUUAUUUUCUUUGGCUUUUCAUAAAAUAUAAAUUUUCCAAGUUGAAUGCUUGUUCCAUGUACAUUCAGAAAACAUAAAAAAUUUCAAUGUGAAUUUAAACAGUAUACUAUAUUUAUAUUACUUUUACUGUUAUCCAUAGAUUAAUAGUGAAAAAAUUCAAAAGAAGUAAAAGAAUCUUAUCCAAAAUUAGUUGAUUUUUAUACAAAAGAGAGUAUACAGUCACAUACCACCACUUAAAUACAACACACAAACACACACACACACACACACACACAAACACACACACACUAGUGCUAAGGAUAGUGACACAAUGAGGUGUCAUGGGAAAUAAUUAUAUAUAUAUAAUUAUAUAUAUAAAUAUAUAUAUAUAAUUCUGUUGUAUUCAUUUGUCUAUGUAAUAGUUUUUUCACUCAAACUUAAUGUUAAUUUUUCAAUGUAGUAAUUUUUAUUUGUACUCCAUAAUAUUUGUUUGUGUAAAAUGGAAUUCUUAUUACUUUGCCAAAAUUGACUUUCUCAAAUACUUUUAUGACAUUAGCUCUUUGUCAAUAUUUUCAUUUCAAUGUAUAAUGUUAGUUUUAGCUCAGUAAUACAAAGAUCCUUAUUGUCCCAUGAUCUUGUCUCACUCUACCCAUUUUUCUUCACAUUUGGGAACCUUUCACUUAAAAUCAGUACUCUAAACUGUUCAUAAAUGAGCUGAGGUGCUCACUUGUAUUUCUUUGCUGGUCUUAUUUAUUAACUAUAUGCCCAGAAUUAAAACUUUUUAAAAUUAUCUACAGUGAUAUAAUAACCACUUAUUAGAGUAUAUGUUUUAAGAUUGUUCUGUAAGAAGACCAUAUUAAAAUAAUUUUUGUAUCCUUUCAAUAUGCUUAUAUGUCUCACCAUUAAGAAAUAUAUAAAUAUGAUUUCGCUGAUUCUAA